Cyprinodon tularosa is the source of this 4266-nucleotide messenger RNA. It is a transcript of the gene per3, whose product is annotated as period circadian clock 3. Bases 286 to 4227 code for a protein of 1313 amino acids. Gene Ontology annotation, biological process: negative regulation of transcription by RNA polymerase II; circadian regulation of gene expression; entrainment of circadian clock by photoperiod. NCBI's taxonomy places the organism in Eukaryota, Metazoa, Chordata, Actinopteri, Cyprinodontiformes, Cyprinodontidae. Gene Ontology annotation, cellular component: cytoplasm; nucleus. The transcript has 23 exons. The record is from RefSeq and is a predicted model, not a curated record. Gene Ontology annotation, molecular function: transcription corepressor binding; transcription cis-regulatory region binding.
UUGCACAUUUGUGUCAAAAGGUUUGCAUUAGAUGACGUUAUACGACGCGUAACAGGAAAACAACUAAAAAAAAUACUCACUUUAUACCGGCUGUAGAAUUAAUUUUUUGGACGCCUAAGUUUUGGAUUAUCACACGCAAGACUCUCGUGGAUCGCACCAGUGCUGGAGAUCGUUUACAUCCCAGAUUCGGCUCUCACCAGAAAUAUUGUUCAUUCAGCCUCACCACAUGGAAUCCAUUCCCUCUAAACACAUGAAGACACUUCGUUACAACAUAAACUGGACAGUAUGCUGUUAAUGUAUGAUCAGAACGCGGUGAUGUCUGGAGGGGACAGGGGUCAAGAUGGGGAAGAGCCAGCAUUUCCAUCGGGCACCACAGAGGGCGAAGAAGGGGAAGACGGGGUUAGAUCAGGGCAUCAGGAUGAACAGGCGCCGCCGCCGCAGCGGCUCACGGCCGACAGACAAGGAGCUGUGACUGGAGAAGUGGGGCAGGAGGAUGAGGAGAUGAUUGGAGCCUCCAAUGAGCUUUCCUCCUUGGUCAAUGAAAGCCCUGAAAGUGCAAGAGGAUGCCCUUCACCGUCUACUAAGAGCAGGGAGUUGGCUGUUAGGGAAAAAGGACUCGCCCACAGAGAAAUGAUGAGCACGGUGGCUGAGAUGAAGAAGAGGAUACCGUCAGACAAGCGGAGCCACAGCAAAGCCAGUACUGUGGAGGCCUUAAAUUACGCCCUCAACUGUGUGAAGCAAGUACAAGCCAACAGCGAAUACUACAAACUGCUGAUGCAAAAUGGGCAGAAUCAGAGAAAAGAUGACACGGUUUGCACCUUGGAGGAGCUGGAGAGGGUCACCUCUGAGCACAACCUUAAAAACACGGACUCCUUCCUGAUGGUUUUCUCUCUGUCGAGCGGCCGCGUGUUGUACACGUCGGAGCAGGCUCCCAGCCUGCUGUGCUGCAAGAGGAAGUACCUGGAGUCUGCCAAGUUUGUCGAGCUGCUCUUUCACCAAGACGUCAAUGUCUUCUACUCGCACACGGCUCAGCCACACUUGCCACCCUGGAGCAACUCGCACUCAGCUGGGGUUCUGUUUGACAGUGCCCAGGUCAAGUCCUUCUUCUGCAGGAUAAGGGGAAGCAAAGAUCGCGAAGGUGAGAUGCGCUACAAUCCUUUUAGAAUCACACCUUACCUGCUAAAGGUCCAAGGAACGGGGAGUGGAGAAGAGGAGCCGUGCUGCCUGGCAUUAGCAGAGCGAAUUAUUUCCGGAUAUGAAGCACCUCGUAUCCCCAUGGACAAACGCAUCUUCACUACAACACACUCUCCUGGCUGCGUUUUCUUGGAAGUUGAUGACAGGGCCGUGCCUUUGCUGGGAUACAUGCCUCAGGACCUAAUCGGCACGUCGCUGCUGACUUUUAUCCACCCAGAGGACCGACCCCUCAUGCUGUCGAUGCACAGGCAAAUAUUAAAGUAUGCAGGCCAGGCUCCGUUUGAGCACUCUCCAGUGCGUCUGCGUUGUCAGAAUGGAGACUUCAUCACCUUGGACACCAGCUGGUCCAGUUUUAUCAACCCUUGGAGUCGGAAAGUGGCCUUUAUCAUCGGACGGCACAAAGUCCGGACGAGUCCCCUGAACGAGGAUGUGUUUGCAGCUCGGAGGAAGGACUACGUUCCUGUCGCUUAUGAGGAAAUAAAAGACCUUCAAGCAAAGAUCUAUAAGCUUUUCCUACAGCCGGUGCACAACAAUGGCUCCAGCGGUUAUGGCAGUUUGGGAAGUAACGUCUCUCACGAGCACUACGUCAGCUUUGCUUCUUCCAGUGAUAGCAAUGGGAAUCUGUGGGAGGAUUCAAACCGGGAACCUAUGACUUUGCAGCAGAUCUGUGCAGACGUGAACAAAGCGAAAUGUUGGGGCCGACAUUCGUUUCUGGAUUCUAGCCAAAGAAAUGUUCCCCCUGGGAGACUUAAUGCAGCCUGGAGGAGUGGUCAGAUAUCCAGCCAGUGUGAUGCCAGAAGUUGUCUAAAUGCUACAAAAAUCAGAGGAAAUGAAGAAAGCAGGAAGCAGACACACAGUCCCUCCUAUCAGCAGAUCAACUGCGUGGACAAUAUAAUCAGAUACUUGGAGGGCUGUGCAGGUCAAGUCCUAAAGCGAAAAAACCAAUCCCCCUCGCUGGACACCACCUCCUCCUCGUCUUCUACAUCAGAAGAAGAGAAGCCCACAGGAGGGGCUCCGAACGCUCCAGAAGUGGUUGAGUUGGACAGUGAGGUGUCAGUAGGCCCUACAGCUGCAGCAGUUGUCGGGGCACCUCUGACAGACAUCACCAUGUCCUCUAAGGCCAUGAGUGUUGUCUCGGUCACUAGCCAGUGUUCGUACAGCAGCACCAUCGUCCAUGUACCACAGCCUGAGUCAGAGGCCACAGCUCCGGAGGACGCCCAGAUGAGCAGCGAGCCAGCCGACACCGCCGCGACCCCUGUCCGUCCAACUCCCAGCCCCUCUACGGAGGAGAGGAGGUUGGUAGGGCUCACCAAGGAGGUGCUGUCUGCUCACACGCAGAAAGAGGAGCAGGAAUAUGUUGAUCGCUUCCGCCACCGCAUCCUUCAGAGUCCCUACAGCUCCUAUUUACUGCAGGAAAACAGUUCAAUGGCUUAUUCUCACCAACCAGGAGACUAUCUGCGCCCAAUGAGUGCUGGAGGCUGGAAUCGCUCUCGAAGAGCAAAAGCCAGACACAAGCGACCAAAACCCCAGGGAUCCUCAGCCAGCUAUGCUUCCCUGGAUGGCCCCCGCUGCCCUGUUCCUGACUCCUCAUGGCCCUCCUCAGAGUCCUCACAGCCUCAGACAGCAGAGACGCUCAGCCUAACGACCCCCAUCUCGGCUCCACUCUUUCCCGUCCUGGAGAAUCCUGGAGCAGGGCUGCCUGCAGCCGCUCCUGCAGCCUUUCCGCCUCCUGAGCAGCUCGGCUACAACUUCAACGUCAUGCCGUCUGCUCAGACCCAACCGGCCAUACUACCGCUUCAGGUGGAGCCUCUGCAGAAUGUCCAGAACUUUUACAGCCCACUCCCGCUAGCUCAGGCCCAGAGCUUUAACCCAUACGUGGCGCCUGUCAUGGCCGUCAUCCUUCCUAGUUAUCCCACUUUAACCUCAGGUUUUCCGUCCGUUCCCUCCGCCGUACCUCAAGGAUUCAACAUGACAGGCUACGCUCCUGUCAGUGCGCCCUUCCCUCAGCCUCAAUUCCAGGUGCAGGCAAUCCCUCCCACUCAGGCCUUCCAGGUCCAGACCGGCCCCCCCACUCAGACCUUCCAGGUCCAGACCGGCCCCCCCACUCAGACCUUCCAGGUCCAGACCUGCCCUCCCACCCAUACUUCACCGGGUCUCCUUCUCUGCUCACAGAAGGCCAGCUCCUCUGUUGGGGAGGAGGAGGACACGGCCGGACCUCAGGCUUUGUUCUCAAGCUCCCGCUCCAGCUCUCCUCUGCAGCUCAACCUCCUGCAAGAAGAACUCCCCAAACCCAGUGAGGGGCAGAGCAGCACCGGAAACAACCACUCUGAGAGUCUCCAUGAGCAACACCCAACCGAGGGCGAUGCUCCGAGUGAGUCUGGAAAUCAGGAUGCCCAGUCAACAUGCAGUGAGCUGCUGGACUUGCUCCUGCAGGAGGAUGCGAGGUCAGGAACUGGAUCCAACGCUUCAGGAUCUGGAUCAGGGGAAUCUGGAGGGUCACUGGGUUCUGGAUCCGGCUCCAAUGAAACGCCCACCUCACACACUGGCAGCAGCAACAGCAGCAAGUACUUUGCAAGCAACGACUCGUCAAACACCUCCCGCAAAACUCGUAAGAGCCAGGAGGCAGCGGUGGAGCACGGCCAGAGCUUUGAUACUCGGGUGGAGAACUCCCUGUGGAACAUGAUCCAACACACGCCGGAGCGGGUUAUGAUGACCUACCAGAUACGCACAAGGGACCAGAUGGAGGUGCUGGCGGAAGACAGAGAAAAGCUCCAAGUGCUUCAGCCGCUCCAGCCGUGGUUCAGCCAGGAGCAGAGAGAGGAGCUGGCUAAGGUCCAUCCUUGGAUCAAACAGCACACCAUCCCACAGGAAAUAAACACACAUGGUUGCGUUAGCUGCAGCUCGGGGGCAGGCCUGGCCCGCUCCCCUCGCCCAAUGCUCACAGAGAGUUUGUCAACUCUGGAAAGCCCCCAGCAGGACAAGGUUGGAACCACAGCCGAUGCCCUAACAGCUCACAGCGAACCACAACUUUAAAACUCUCCUCACCACUCCACAGGAACGGAUCCUGAGGUC